AUGUCUGCCAUCCAGGGAAAAUGCCACUGCGGUGCUGUUGAAUAUACAGCCAAGCUUGGAGACAAGUCUCAUAUCCUCUGCCAUUGCGAUGCUUGCAAGCGUAUCAACGGCAGUGACUUCACUCUCAACCAAGUCAUUCCCAAGGCGGACCUCGAGAUAAAGAAGGGUGACUUAACUAAAUACACCUACAAGGGUGAUUCAGCCCAACUUGAUAUUGACUAUGAAGGCAACUCCGUGCACUGCUUCUUCUGCCCCACCUGCUCCACCCACAUAUAUCAUCAUCAGACUGUGUUAGGCGACGACAAGUUUAUCCUCCGCACGGCAUCGUUGGAAGGCAACAAGGACUGGCCGGCCUCAGUUGAGAUAUACUGCAAGGACAGAGCAAAAUGGCAGCCAGACGUUGCGCCAAAGGUAUGCCAGGCUGGUCCAGAGUAG
This is a messenger RNA of Trichophyton verrucosum HKI 0517, 435 nucleotides long. RefSeq names its product DUF636 domain protein. Gene Ontology annotation, molecular function: carbon-sulfur lyase activity. NCBI's taxonomy places the organism in Eukaryota, Fungi, Ascomycota, Eurotiomycetes, Onygenales, Arthrodermataceae. The record is from RefSeq and is a predicted model, not a curated record. The transcript is spliced from 3 exons. Bases 1 to 435 code for a protein of 144 amino acids.